AUGAAAAGGUCAAGACCAAAUACAGAAACCCAGAAGCCGAAUCAGCGUCAAAAGCUCAUGCAAAGUGCCACUUCCUGUUCAAGUACGGAUGUGGAGAAGGCGCGGAAACACACUGAAAAUAUACGUAGAACAAAGUUUUCAAUUGGAGGGAGAAAGAAUCCAUUGAUGGAGGAUUUUCACCAGGCUGUCAAGAAUCUCUCUGCUGAGCUUUAUGCCAAGGAUGUCCACUAUUUCAUGGAACUCGUUCAGGAGGUUGGUAUUUUAUGUGAUUCUAUGCCACUUGUAAAUAACUAUGGAAAUCUAAACAGACAAAGGAAAGGGGUUCUUGUCCCUGCCAAAGGAAGCAAAUGGGUGAGAUUGACUGGUUCAAAUCCAUGGACAGAUGAAGGCUAUGUUGAGUUAGCAGAAAGCUACUUGCAACCUGGUUAUUUUGCAGCGGCUGAGUGCUGUCUGUACUUCAUCAAAUUUUUGAGGGAAAAUUAUCUUCCUCAGGACAACUUCAUCAACAGUAUCAAGGAUAAGAGAAGGCUAAGGACAUGCUGUGGUGACAGGUCUCCAGUUGAAUCUUUUUUAUUUGACAAGGAAUGGAAAACUGCAUCACAAAUCAGUAUCAUCCCCUUCAUCGAUCAAGGUUACUUUGGAGAGGAAAUCCAUUCUUUUAGAGAGGAACUUAAGUCUAUUGGUGUGGUAAUUGGCUUCAAUGAUCGUUACCAAUUCAUUGUUGACAACUUAAAAUCACCUUCUUGCUUGACUUCUCUCACAGCUGAGACUGUUCUUUUUAUACUGGAAUGUAUACGUCAUCUUGGAUCAUCCACCAAACUUACUCAGGCAUUGAGAGGUGUGAAAUUCUUCAAGAUGAAUCUUGGUUACAAGCCUCCAGGAGAAUGUUUCUUUUUUGACCCUCAAAGGGUUUGCAUUUUACAUGUUUUUGAAGGUUUUGCAUUUAUUGAUCAUGAUUUCCAUGGAAGCAGUAUUUUCUCUUACAGAAAUGAGUUAAAGAAAACAGGGGUUCAGGUGGAUUUUGAGGAGGCGGUCAAAGAAUUUGCUAACAGAUUCAAGCAGGAGAAAGCUAGAAAGCUAAAAAAUACCCCUUAUUUGUUCCCUUCAGAUCUUACAAAAUCCAUCCGUGAUCUCAAGUGGUUGCAGACUAGGCAUGAUGAUAGUGACAACUAUUAUGGCAAGGACAUUCAUGAAUACAAGGAAGAGUUGAAGAACAUGGGAGUUGUUGAAUUUGAAGAUGGUGCGAAGCUUGUGGCUGAUGGUCUUCUCAUUCCCUCGGAUCCCACCAGCAUAACUCCUGUGAAUGUGUUGCCAAUGCUGGAAUGCAUUCAGAUUUUAUGGCAAGCUAUUAAUUAUUCUUUUCCAAAUUCUUUCUCAAAAGAAAUUUCUAAGAAAUGGUUGAAGACCACUGAUGGUUAUAGACCCCCAGACAAGGGCUUAUUGUUUGAUUCUAGUUGGGGCUCUUAUUUGCAGCGGAUUGAUGGACCUUUCAUUGAUGAAGAUUUGUAUGGCUCUAACAUUACAUCCUACAAAGUAGAGCUCAAGAAAAUAGGAGUCAUCCUUGAUGUUAAGGAAGGAUGCUCAUUGAUUGCCAGCCACCUUGAUGUUCAUGUUCAAUUUUCAACUAUAGUUCGAAUAUAUAAUUACUUGAGUAAAUGUCAUUGGAAACCAGACAGUGAAGUUGCCAAAAGGAUUUUUAUCCCAAAUGUGAAUCAGAAUGGAGAGUGGUUUAGCUCCAAAAAAUGUGUUCUGCAUGAUGAGGAUGGUCUCUUCAGUUCGCAGCUGAAAGUUCUUGACAAAUAUUUUGAACCCAAGUUACUUGACUUUUUCUCCAAUGCAAUUGAUGUUGGAAGCUAUCCUUCAGUGGACAAUUACUUUAAUCUUUGGAAGGUUUGGGAAAGUUCAGGCCAACCAUUGUCACAUGCUGACUGUGGUAAGUUCUGGUCUUUUGUUUCAGAUCAGGGAAUUGUAGAGACUCUGGCUGAAAGGAAAAUAGGUGUUCGCCCUAUAUCUGAAUCUGUACAGAAGGAAGAAUCAUCCUCAGUGGAUGUUGCUAAACUCAAUCAGGUGAAUCCAAAGGAGUUCUUUAUUACGAAAGGUCUGGUUAUGCUCAUCCUUGGGUUUCUAGCAAAUCCUGUGAUGAAAAUGGAAGCAAAAAGCAGGCAUGAAACUAUCCAAAGGCUUCUGAAUGUUACUUUCCUUGAGACAGUUGAACUGAUCACUGCUUCAAAGUUUUUUGCAAAGAAGUUGGACAGGUCUAGUGGAUAUAAAAAUCUCAUUGAAGCAAUAUCUGAGGGUUUGUUAUGGGAGAACAGCGAUCAUAUUGGUGCACUCUCUGAACUGACCAAGUUGGCCUUUAUUCUGGAAUUUGGUGAGGAAGCAGUCAUGCUUUUAAUGAAGUCCAAGAAUUUGCAAAUUAUCAAGGACAAGGAGUUCCUCUCGUCUGCCUUCCCUUCAGACUAA
This is a messenger RNA of Quercus robur (English oak), 2463 nucleotides long. RefSeq lists its product as uncharacterized. The coding region runs from base 1 to 2463 and encodes 820 amino acids. The transcript has 8 exons. The record is from RefSeq and is a predicted model, not a curated record. Lineage: Eukaryota; Viridiplantae; Streptophyta; Magnoliopsida; Fagales; Fagaceae.